GUAGAGGCGAUCGAAGAGGCAUUCCGUCGAACAGUUGGUGAGCGCAAAAUGAAAGGAAGCAAGGCGAAUCUAUCUACACUAGCGGAGAAAUGCAAAACUAUAAUCGUUUCGAACUGGAAAGGGUAUCUAAACACCAUCAAACCUGAAGAUAAAGCUAGUAUCAUACAUACUUCAAAGGUUAAGUACGUGAUGAGACGAGGAAAGCCUUAUCUCUGGGUACCUGAAUCUGAACCCCACAAUGUCAACAUAAUGUUUGAUGAACGUGGAUCCUUCUCCGUUUCUCAUCCCUAUCCUGGUCCCCUCGCAGCUUUGUUGAAGUCAAUAGGAAAGGUUCCAAACCGGGUUGCUCUUACUGGAGAAAUCAUCCCUGUCAAAGAGAAAAGGAUUGAGGCGGUGAAUAAAUAUGUGGAGGAAGCUAUACAAUCAGAGAUGAGAGCGAUUAGUGACUCCCCAUACUCGGUCCGCAGUAUCUUGAGUUCUUCCGACCAGAUGUAUGCCUCCCGGUGCGAGAGUCUUAAAGCCCUGGUCGAUGGUGGCAAUGAGAAAUACGUUAUCUACAAGUUUGUUCCCAGCUCAUGUAUGUUUAUCGAUGGAAAUGGUGCUAAUAAAGAAAUAGACUUGAAGGUCUUGGAGCUAUCAAAAGCAGAUCCAUUAGGGGCCUGGUCUACAAAUCUUGUGGAUGGAAUCAACAAGAACGAAUCGAGAAGACGGGCUUUGAUUCUUUUCUGCUUAUACUAUCUCGAUAUCAACGCAAGGGAUGCUUACAUGGUAUCUCUGGAUAUUAAAGGCUUCGACUUGCUGGGGAAGGUACCGGGUGAGGAAGAAGGUGGAGAUGAGUAUCAGUGGAGAGAGUUUAGGUUUGAGUUUGAAGAAGAGACGAAAGACGUUGAAGCUUUUUGCCACCAGCUUGUGGAAAUGGAACAAGAGGUUGUGAACAAGUUCACUGACCAUACCGGUUUGUAAUUUCAGUUAUGUUCUCAAGAAUCACGAACCGAACCGGUUUACACUUUUAGUUAAAUGACAACGUAUUAUUGAAGUUUGCACCGGUUUGAUACGGUUUA
Molecule: messenger RNA, 1061 nt
Organism: Brassica oleracea var. oleracea
Lineage: Eukaryota; Viridiplantae; Streptophyta; Magnoliopsida; Brassicales; Brassicaceae
Exons: 9
Coding region: 49-963 (304 amino acids)
Source: RefSeq, a predicted model, not a curated record